This is a messenger RNA of Darwinula stevensoni, 1271 nucleotides long. Lineage: Eukaryota; Metazoa; Arthropoda; Ostracoda; Podocopida; Darwinulidae. The record is from the annotation of a GenBank genome assembly.
AGGUAUUUCACCUUUGCAGGUGGAUAAGAGAGGAAAUGUCAGGGAUGAUGAACGGUGAAGUGGAUCCUGCAGCAGAAUUCCUCGCCCGAGAACAGGACCAGCUUGCUGGGCUGGAAGAUGAUUUUCCACCUGUCUCCAAUGGCCAGUCAUCCAAUGGGGCCUCCAGCUAUCCCCCAGGAGUUGCUUUGCAGCACAACUUCAAAAGGAUAGACCUGACUGUGGUGGGGCUUGGAACAGCCCUUGGACUUGAGAAUCGACCGCAUGACAGUCGAGAAGGUUCAGAUCUGGAGACGACGGGGCCUCUUCUCCUUGGUCAAGAACCUCAGCAAAUUCUUCCAACAUCAAUUCUGGGUCACAUUACUUCCGAGGCAUUUGACGAGAAAGAUGGCUUUGUGGAUCUUGCUAGUCAAAGUCAGUCUGAUUGGGAUGUGACAGGCCAGAUGGAGGCAGAGGAGAUGUCCUCCUCUUCUCCUAUCCCAGAGCAAAUGCAAACACGCUAUCAGGCACCUCUGGAAGAGCCAGAAAAGAUCAAGAAAUGGAGAGAAGAUCAGAGGAUACGUCUUGAGAAGAAAGAUGCAGAAGAAGAAAAGGCCAAGUUAGCAUUGAGAGAGCAAGCAAAAAGAGAGCUGGAAGAAUGGUACAAAAACCAUGAGGAACAGAUUUCAAAAACCAAAUCAGCCAACAGAGCUGCUGAGAAGGAGUACCACACCAUGAGCACAGCUGUUGAACCUGGUCAGGAAUGGGAGCGCAUCGCCAAACUAUGCGAAUUCAACCCAAAGCAUUCGAGGGGAGUGAAGGACACAUCCCGCAUGCGAUCCAUCAUCCUCCAGCUCAAGCAGUCCCCUCUCCAGAACAGCUCCUAAAAUACCAGCGCUUGUACCUUGCAUUCAUUCAUUUGAUCAAUCAAUCUAUGACCAGGUUCUGCAGAUUCCUUGUGCGUACGCCUUUCACCGUUUUGGAGUGAUUUUUUUUCACUCCAUCGGUUCCUUGGUUGGAGUUUAUUGAUUUUGUCUGUGGUUAGUUUCUGAAGAAUCUACAGAGCAAACUUACCUCGGAUUCAGAGAUGCCGUCUGCUAAAGAUACAUUUGAACUAUUUGAAAUUGUAAGACAUUCCUUGUACUCGGAACAGUGGAAAACAUGAAUGUGAGAUUGGCUGGAUAGGCAUGUGAGUAAAUGUGGUAUGGCAGUGUUAUUAUAUAUCUAUUAUUAGAUCGAACUCUGUAUGCAUUUUUCAAAUGGGAAAUGCAUGGUUAUUACAAGAAGAACGAACA